ACAGUUACGCACAAUUUUAAAAAUACGCCGGAGAACAAACAGCAAACAUGGCUGACAAAGCAAAACAAGACAUGAUUGAUAAUUUUAUCAAGAUCACUGCUGUUGAUCAAGAUAGAGCGCGUUUUUAUUUAGAAUCAUCUGCCUGGAAUCUUGAAUUAGCCAUGGGAAGUUUCUAUGAAGGUGAUCCAGAUGAUGAUGAUGAUCUAGUUGGUGGUGUUGUCGGCUCAGCUAUGCCUCAACAACCACCAGCCAUGGCACCGCAGGAACCUGAGACUGGCAGUCGUAAAUCCAAGACAACAGGAACCUCAAGCUCAAGGUUUGCUACAAUAGGAAGUAUGCAAGGUCAAGGUGAAGAUUCAAGUGAGGAAGAAGGUCAAGCUUUCUAUGCUGGUGGAUCUGAGAGAAGUGGACAGCAAGUUUUAGGACCUAAAAAGAAGAAGACAAAUGUUGUGGAAGAUCUUUUCAAGUCUGCCAGGGAACAUGGUGCUGAGGAAGUGAACAGUGCUGAGCCACCAAGGCCGGGAGGCAGUAGGGCCUUUAAGGGCUCUGGUUACCGGCUCGGGGAUGGUGAAGGACAGGAUUCUGAAGAAAUCUCUGGGGAACCAGUAGCAAAAAGUAGAAGACAGGUUGACUGUGUGUUAAAACUAUGGAAGAACGGGUUCAGUGUAGAUGACGGACCUCUAAGAGAUUUUAAAGAUCCAGCUAAUAAAGAAUUCCUAGCCUCCAUAUCAAAAGGAGAAGUUCCACAUGAGUUAAUUCAAGAAGCGAGAGGUGGGGAAGUUAAUUUAAAUAUGGAAGAUCAUCGAACAGAAGAUUAUGUGAAGCCAAAAGUUCCGACAAAAGCUUUUACAGGGGAAGGGAAUGUUCUUGGAAGUCCAGCUCCGACUGUGGUUAGUGCUUCAUCUAAAAGUUCCAGUAAAGCUCCUAGUUCAAACCAGUCAACGUUGAAGGUAGAUGAGUCAAAACCAGUCACCACGAUACAAAUACGUCUAGCCGAUGGAUCAAGAUUGGUAUCGAAGUUCAAUCACUCACAUACAGUCAGAGAUAUACGGCAACAUAUCACCUCAUCCCGUCCACAGUAUGAAGGUGCGAACUUCAUACUACAAACAACGUUUCCAAACCGUGAGCUUACCAAUACUUCAGAGACUAUAGAACAAGCUAAACUCCAGAAUGCCGUCGUAGUACAGAGGUUAACGUGAGGCACUUGUAGAAUGUUGUGUUCAAGAUAUUACGCUGUUAGUUCUAUCUUUUCUACCUGAAUAAUCACACUUUCAUGAAGGAGUAAUAAAAUAAAACAAACACACCAGUUAUUCUGUAUGCAAAAUUGAAAUCAGUACCUUACGUGUAUAGAAAUUGACAGUAUUUACAGAUUUUACUCAAUAAAUGCAUUGAUAUUGCUGAAAGAAGUACAAUUUAUAUUUAUUAAAAAUAAUUUAGGAUAUAGAUGUUACGUUUUGAGUACAAUGUCUUAUAAUUUUGAUUCAGUUCAGUUAUUUUGCAAAGUGAUUGUAUUUAGGUUGCAUGCCUACUGGUCUGGGACCAUCAAUCGGACACUUCUUGAACAUUGUUCCCGACAAAUUUCAUAAUUUCAAACCUAGAGACCUGAAAAUUUGAGACAGUACAGCUAAGUUCUUCUCCUAACUAACAAAAUAGUUUGUUUAUUUCUGUUAAUUUUGACAAUGACAUCUGAGGCUCGUCAAGGAGGGUAUCAAAAUUACCUAAAUUGUCUACACUUCAGUACCAUGUGUCCGGACAGAUAUGUACAUGUGAUGAUUUAAUUCAGAUAAAAUGUUUGGGUGUUUUAAUUUUUUAUUUUUAAUAUGAAAUACAAUAUUUCAGCAGCAAAUGCUGAAGUUUUGGAUAUUAAAUUGUUUACUCUGUAAAUGAUUAUAGCUGGCAUAUGAGGUCAAGUAUUGCACUCUUGAUGCCCAAGUUUCCAACGUCAACAUUCUUGAAAUAGAAAUUAAAAUAUUACCGUUUACAGAAAUUAAUGAAUUUAAUUAAUUAUAGAAGAAACAUGUAUGUUGAUAAAAAAGUGACUGAAAUAUUGAAUACCACUGAACAAAGAAAAACACUAAAUAAAGCAUUUUCUGGGCCGUCCGGGUUUGGUGGUUGUCCAGUUUUGGUGGUCCUCGACCAGUACAGAUUUGUUUAAUAUUGUAUUGACAACUUUAAAAGGGUUUGAAUAAGUCUAACAUGAAGUCUAAUGUAUAAAUAAUGUGAUUAACCCAACAAGUGAAUUGUCAAAAUAUGCAAAUAUUUCUCUUGCUUUGUUAAUUAGUUGAAAUUUUGAUGAUGAAGAAAAUAGUAAAUUCUGUUAUAUUUUGCAUAAUAUAUGAAAAAAAGUUACACCUGGAUUGUUAAUAUUUAUGCAUUUUUAGCUUGACUAUUUGAAGUAUAGGGAGAGUUAUUGUACUCAACCUGGCGUCAGUGCUGGUUUUGGCAUCACCCCUUUGGUAAUGUUUUUGCAUGCAUGUUGGUAUCUCAGAAACUUAACUAAAGGAAUGUAACUUCACAUGCUUCUUUCAGAGCAUAAUUCUAACAUGGAUUUUGACUGGACCACGGUCCUGUUUUGAAAAUUCUAAAUAAUCCAUGCUGUUGUUUUAGUAUUUAACAAACUGAGAAUAUAGUCAAGCAAGCUCUCUUUUGUUGGAGAUUUAUGUCAUUCAUAUGGAAGCUUGUCACUUUAAUAAGGAACUUAUUGGAAAUAUGUUAAUUUAAUUUAUAAUUAAGAAUUCUAUUCAUUAUCUAUUGAGCUGGGGAUAUGAUCAAAAUGCUAUGUUUGAAUAUUUCAGUCUAUGCAGGAGCUUAAAUUAUUCAGAGAAUCAUUAUUUUUAUUAUUUCAGUCACAUAGAUCUUUAGAAAUUACACUGACAUGCCAUUAAUAUUGUAUUGGCAUUAGUGUGAAAACAUUCCUUCAUUUGAGUCAAACAGAUUUUUGUGGAAAUAAAAAUUAUAUGAUAUGUAUACUACAUACCACUUUUCUUUAAAUUAUUUCAUACUGCUAAGGUACUUCAUUUAUUGUUCACGUUUAUUGAAAGAUUUGUUUUAGUUUUUGUCUUUCAUAUUGAAAGAAAACACCAGGUUUUAAGUCUAAUAUGAAAAUUAUUUAUAUGCACAAGGUUGCUGAUUCUGUUUUUUGCAAAAGAUGUUGAUAAUAAUUUAAAUUUUACACACAGCUAUCUUAGAAAAAUUGAAAUCAGUGAUUUUUCACCUUUCUCAGAGGCUUAUAAAAGCCCUCUUCCCAAUUGAAAUGUUUCUUUAAAGUCAUGCAGUUUCUCCCAAAAAUCUGAACUUACACCAGCUUUAUUAUUUCCCAAAAAAGCAAUUUUAGCAAAACUUAGUCAGGCUAAUGCCUCGUCCCAAUUGAAUUAGAAAAAAAAACUGAAAAAAAUUCCUCAAAUAUUUUUUAAUAUUCUUCUCAAUUAUAGAAUCUUGUCACCUUAGUGCAAUAACUGGUUAACUUCUCUUGAAUUUAGAAGGAUUUAACCCGUUACUGCACUAAUGUGACAAUUAUAAUUAUGUUCAAAGGCCUAGUUUCCUUUAGUACAUAUUAUAUAGGAUAGGGCCAAUAUGUAUAGAUCUGAAAUAUCUAGAAUAAAAUCAACCAAGAUAUCCCAAAAUAAAUUCAUAGUCUAUUGUAUAUAUCAAAAUGCACAAGUGCUUUUCUGUAUUUACACAGUUUGUCUGGUGUGUUAUAGUAGUUGGAUUAAGUAACCUUGCAACUCCUGAAAAUAUUUCAAAGGCUUGUUACACAUUCUGCUAGGCUUACAUAUAACUUUAAUCUUUAAAUGAGCCGUGUCACGACAAAACCAACAUAAUGGGUUUGCGACCAGCAUGGAUCCAGACCAGCCUGCGCAUCCGCGCAGUAUGAUCAGGAUCCAUGCUGUUCCCUAUCAGUUUCUUUACUUGUUAUAGGGUCUGUAAGCAAACAGCAUGAAUCCUGAUCAGACUGCGCGGACGCGCAGGCUGGUCUGGAUCCAUGCUGGUUGCAAACAUUAUGUUGGUUUUGUCGUGACACGGCUCAAAUGCUCAUUAUGCCUCCGAAAUGAAUAAAAUUUUACUUUUUUUUAAGAAAUGGCUAACAUGAAUUUUUUAACAUUUAAAUAAUGGUUUUAAAGACUCUGAGAUGCUUGUUACUUGAAGAAAGUAGUGAUAAACAAGAAUUUAUUUGUCAUAAAACUAGCAAAAUGUAAACAAUGUACUAUUUUGACCUUCUAUACAAAAUACUAAAUCUUUUUAACUGUACUAAUUGCCAAGAAGCAACAGAAAGAAAAAUGUUCAGGUAAUUGACUAAUGAGUAACUUUUGGUUUUGGAAAUUAUAAAAGUACACCAAGAAUAAAAAGUGUUUGAAAAUUAAGAUUAAAAGCAUUUCUUGGGCAUAAUGGGCCUUUAAUCAUAAAUACAGUGUAUGUAGUAUUAACAUAGGGUCUACACUAUCAUUGGUGUUUAUUUUGUUUUUAUUUUGUAUGACAUAAGAGCAUUAGACUAUACAUUACUGUUUUUUGGGGGUUUUUAAUUUUAUAACCUGGGUUCUGCAUCAAGAUGGGUAAGCAUGACAUAAUGUGACUGUGAUUUAAAUAAUUUGUUUAGCUCAAGUCUGUACUAUUGACAUAACUCUUCAUUUGAAACAAUGAUUUUCAGAGAUAUAAAUUAUGCAUAUUUGUUUUUGGGUGAAAAAAGUCAUUAAAAUUGUGUGUUGAAGGUUCACUUAUUUUUUAAAAAAAUGUACACAUUAUGUAUAGAUGCUUUUCAUAUAGCAUUUUCAACCCUCCUUGGCUGCCAUUUUGAGGGUCAUUUCCAUAUCGCAUACCAUAUCUUCAUGAAAACUGGUAAAAAUCUUUUACAUAUUGGUACUGUAAUAAUAUUUUGCUGCAUAUGUAAAAAUAAUGAUUUGAUAAUUCACUUAAAUCAGCUGUUUAUAUUUAUUAUUAGUCCCCUACCGGUUUAACCGGAGGGGACUUUAGGUUUACCCUCCGUCCGUCUGUCUGUCCGUCUGUCUGUCAGUCCGUCCGUCCACAAAACUGGAUCCCGCGAUAACGCAAAAAGUACUGAAAAUGUUUUUAUGAAACUUGAUAUAUGGAUAGAUGGCAGUAUGGAGAUUAUGCAUGUCUUUUUUUUUUCUUCCUAUGUUGAAAAUUCUAGUUGCUAUGGCAACAAAUAGUCUGAAAAUAUGGCAGAUUUAACACAUAAACUGGAUCCAGUGAUAACUCAAAAAGUACUGAAAAUAUUCUUAUGAAACUUGAAAUAUGGGUAGAUGGCUAUGGCAACAAAUAGCCUGAAUUUCAAGAUUUCUGAUUUAAAUUUUUCAGCUUUUUCACUAUAUGUUCUUUAUUUCUUAAGGUGUUUACUUCAAACUUUAAAUAUAAGUUUCUGGUCAUCAACCACAUCAUAUGUGACAAGGUUUAUAACUCUAGCACAAAAAAUAUCAGUAUUACCUCCCUUGAACUUAGAUUUUUUAGGGGAAAAAAUGUUGUCUUUUUUAAAUAACUUCUUUAUUUCCUAAUGUAUCUACUUCAAACUUCAUAUAUAUGUUUCUUAUUAUCACUCGACAUUUUUGAGAAGGUUAAAUACUCUAGCAAGACUAUUUCCAGAAUUAUGUCCCCCUUGAACUUAGAUUUUUUUCGAGAAACUGGUAUUUUCACUCCAACUUCUUCAUUCCUUAUAGGAUUUACUUUAAAAUCCCACAUCGUAAUAAUAUGACAAGGUUGUAUAAACAUAAUUUCCUUACUAAGCAUGGAAACUUAACACAUUACUGUGAUAUAGACAAACUUAUUUUAUUAUGUUUUGUGGUUGAUAUUUUCAAAUACAGACUUCAUCCUCAAAUUCAUUAUAAAUGGCAAUACACAGGAGUGUAUGACAAUUAAAGAACUUUUUGAGGGACCGGUAGGGGACUACUGUAUUGCCCGCAAUACUAUCAAAUGCUUGUUUUUCAUAUUUUGUCAAUUAUAUGAUAUAAGAAAUACUGACCCCCAAAAUGGCUGCCACUUUUGGCAAGGGAGGUAAAUAUUGUAAAAAUUGGGAACUAUCUAGACCCUUUAACUGCUGGAGCUGACAGUGAUAUAGCCUUUGCCACCAGUAUAGAGCCAGGCCAGCCUGUAUUAUGUAUAGAGCCAGGCCAGCCUGUAUAUGAUUGUCUGUGUAGUGUAGCCUGAUAAGGCUUUAUACUGUUUGGUAGGUCAAUUUUAGUGUGCAUUUUGAUAUUGAAAUCCCUUACACUUCACUAAAACUUGGCACUGUUCCAAAUUCAAAGCCGGGCUAGUUCAUUACACAAAUUCAGCGGGAUUAAGGUUAAAGAAAUAUUAUAAAAAUAAUAAUUGAGCCGGGUCACGAUAAAACCAACAUAGUGCCAGCCUGUGCAUCCGCGCAGUCUGAUCAGGAUUCAUGCUGUUUUCGCUGUCAGUUUCUCUACUUGUAAUAGAGUUGGUAAGCGAACAGCAUGGAUCCUGAUCAGACUGCGCAGAUGUGCAGGCUGGUCUGGAUCCAUGCUGGUCACAAACGCACUAUGUUGGUUUUAUGUUUAUGUACUUUAAGAACCAAACAAACUAUACUUGGUGUUAUACAGGGUUCAUUGUGAUAUUUUUAAUAUGAGGAAUUAUAAGAACAAAAAUUGAGACUGUGUGUUUUGUGCAUUUUAACAAGUGCUACUUUUCAAUAUGAAUAAAUAUCAUCUGAAUGUGCUAACAAUGAAUAUUAUAUGUAAAUUGCAUUGUUACAAUGUACAAUGUUAUUUAUUGAUUUUUUUUUUCAAUAUUAAAACUAUUGAAAGCA
Molecule: messenger RNA, 6772 nt
Organism: Ruditapes philippinarum (Manila clam)
Lineage: Eukaryota; Metazoa; Mollusca; Bivalvia; Venerida; Veneridae
Product: NSFL1 cofactor p47-like
Exons: 10
Coding region: 48-1199 (383 amino acids)
Biological process (GO): autophagosome assembly; Golgi organization; nuclear membrane reassembly
Cellular component (GO): cytosol; nucleus
Molecular function (GO): ubiquitin binding
Source: RefSeq, a predicted model, not a curated record